CCAGCCCGCCCGCCAGCCAGCCCUUUCCCCCUUUGCUCCCCACGAGCCAGCCAACUCCGCCCUGGAGCGAGCCAACAAGUGAGGAGAGGCGGCGGCGGGAGCCAAGACGAGGAAGGAGGGCGAGGGGGAGCCAGCGAGCCGUUGCUUCUGCCGGGGGUGAGGGGAGUCUAGGAAGAACUGCCGGGGAAUCUCUCUCUCUCACACACGCACACACACUCACACUCACACGCUCUCUCGGUCUCGGUGCCGCUGCCUCCCUCCCUCUCUUACUCUCCUGUGCCCUUUGGUUGUUGCGUCAAGCCAGAGCCGCAACCCGGGAAUAAUGUGGAACGUGUGGAUACCGCUCGCCUUCGCCUUGGUGGCCUGCGCCUCGGGGGAGACGAGAGCAGCGCUGACCUCUGAUAAAGACCUAUAUCUUGACAACAGUUCCAUUGAAGAAGCAUCAGGAGUAUAUCCAAUUGAUGAUGACGAUUAUACUUCUGGGUCAGGAUCAGGGGCUGACGAGGAGGAGGAGGAAGAAGAUAACACAGUGAUAGUAACAACAUCUAGAAUGCUUCCAAAAAUGCCGCCAACUAGUGAUGCUACCAGGCCUGAGAGAACUACACUGAAAACACAGACCAAGGUACCUACACAAACAAAGUCACCUGAAGAGAUUGAUAAAAAGAAGAUACUCAAGCCUGAUGCUGAAAACAGAAAUAAUAAGAAUGAACCAGGUGAAGAUGCUGAUGUAUUCACUCAAAAGCACUCAGAAAACCUUUUUCAGAGAACAGAAGUAUUGGCAGCUGUUAUCGCUGGUGGAGUUAUUGGCUUUCUCUUCGCAAUCUUCCUUAUCUUGCUCUUGGUAUAUCGCAUGAGGAAGAAGGAUGAAGGCAGCUAUGACCUCGGGGAACGUAAACCAUCCAGUGCUGCCUACCAGAAGGCACCUACUAAAGAGUUUUAUGCAUAAAACUCUUAAAUUAGUGUCUCUGUUUAAGAGAUCACUGAACUUUUUAAAUAAAGCUUUUUUUUUUUUUUUUUGCAUAGAAUAAUGAAGAACCUUUUUUUUCAUUAAAGAGCCUUUAUGGCACCUUUAUGAUAAAAAAAAUCCCAUUGUAUUUAAAACUUUUCAUGUAUUCCUUUUAAGAAAAUGUAAAGUAAAAUCUUAACAUUUUGCAGUGUUCUGUGAAUAACAGUGGCAAAAUAUUAUUUUAUAUAGCCAUUGAUGUUCACUGAAUCAUUUUAAAACUUUAUGCAUAAAUGAAAAUGAUUGUUUUAUCCUAUGGUUCAAUGAAAGUUGUUUAAUUUUUGUCAGCAUGUCUGAUCUUACAAGUUAGUUUUUAUUUCAUUAAUUUAUCUGUUUCCAAAAAUAAAAUAAGAAGCCUUUU
Molecule: messenger RNA, 1364 nt
Organism: Elgaria multicarinata webbii
Lineage: Eukaryota; Metazoa; Chordata; Lepidosauria; Squamata; Anguidae
Gene: SDC2
Product: syndecan 2
Exons: 5
Coding region: 323-946 (207 amino acids)
Biological process (GO): cell migration; dendrite morphogenesis
Cellular component (GO): cell surface; membrane
Source: RefSeq, a predicted model, not a curated record